AUGGAGACAGGCCAUAAAAUCACAGCACCCCUUAUCUAUGCUGUUUCCAUUGCUGCGAUUGGAUCUCUCCAGUUUGGGUACAACACUGGUGUCAUCAAUGCUCCUGAGAAGAUCAUACAGAGGUUCUUCAACAGAACCCUGUCAGAACGGAACAGGGAGGUUGUCUCCCCAGAGCUCCUCACCUCUCUGUGGUCCCUUUCUGUGGCAAUCUUCUCGGUAGGAGGUAUGAUCGGCUCAUUCUCAGUUAGCCUGUUUGUCAACAGAUUUGGCAGGAGGAACUCCAUGCUACUGGUGAACGUCUUGGCCUUUGCUGGUGGCACUCUCAUGGCCUUAUCUAAGAUGGCAAAGGCAGUGGAGAUGCUGAUUAUUGGCCGCUUCAUUAUUGGCCUCUUCUGUGGUCUCUGCACUGGCUUUGUGCCCAUGUACAUCAGUGAGGUCUCACCCACCAGCCUCCGUGGAGCCUUUGGCACCCUCAACCAGCUGGGCAUUGUUGUGGGCAUCCUGGUGGCCCAGAUCUUUGGCCUGGAAAGAAUCAUGGGAACUGAAGCACUUUGGCCACUGCUUUUGGGGUUCACAGUGAUCCCAGCAAUCCUGCAGUGUGUGGCUCUUCUUUUCUGCCCUGAGAGUCCCCGUUUCCUAUUGAUCAACAAGAUGGAGGAAGAGAAAGCACAAGCAGUUCUCCAGAAGCUUCGUGGUACACAAGAUGUGUCUCAAGACAUCCUGGAGAUGAAAGAAGAGAGUGCUAAAAUGUCCCAGGAAAAGAAAGCAACUGUGCCAGAGCUCUUCCGUUCUCCAAACUACCGUCAAGCCAUUAUCAUUGCCAUCAUGCUGCAGCUCUCCCAACAGCUCUCAGGCAUCAAUGCUGUAUUCUAUUAUUCUACAGGGAUUUUUGAAAGAGCUGGUAUCACACAGCCUGUGUAUGCCACUAUUGGAGCUGGUGUGGUAAACACUGUCUUCACUGUUGUGUCGCUGUUCCUGGUGGAGCGUGCAGGGCGCAGAACCCUCCAUUUAGUUGGUUUGGGCGGCAUGGCUGUGUGUGCUGUUCUUAUGACUGUCGCCUUAGCUCUAAAGGAUGUUGUGGAGUGGAUCAGAUACAUCAGCAUUGUUGCCACUUUUGGCUUUGUGGCUCUUUUUGAGAUUGGCCCUGGCCCUAUCCCCUGGUUCAUUGUGGCAGAACUCUUCAGCCAAGGCCCACGGCCUGCAGCCAUGGCAGUGGCUGGUUGUUCCAACUGGACCUCUAAUUUCUUGGUGGGAAUGCUCUUCCCCUAUGCAGAGAAACUAUGUGGCUCCUAUGUCUUCCUCAUCUUCCUUGUUUUCCUGGUCAUCUUCUUUGUCUUCACGUUCUUCAAAGUGCCGGAGACCAAGGGCAGGACUUUUGAAGACAUCUCCAGGGGCUUUGAAGGACGGGCAGAAGCCAGCUCCACAUCACCUGUAGAGAAGAACCCCAUGGUGGAGCUGAACAGCAUACAACCUGACAAAGAAGCUGCCUAA
Molecule: messenger RNA, 1491 nt
Organism: Phaethon lepturus (White-tailed tropicbird)
Lineage: Eukaryota; Metazoa; Chordata; Aves; Phaethontiformes; Phaethontidae
Product: solute carrier family 2, facilitated glucose transporter member 3
Exons: 10
Coding region: 1-1491 (496 amino acids)
Biological process (GO): D-glucose transmembrane transport
Cellular component (GO): membrane
Source: RefSeq, a predicted model, not a curated record